Messenger RNA from Zeugodacus cucurbitae (melon fly), 1008 nucleotides. Its product is annotated as streptococcal hemagglutinin-like. The annotation marks the transcript as partial. The transcript is spliced from 4 exons. Lineage: Eukaryota; Metazoa; Arthropoda; Insecta; Diptera; Tephritidae. The record is from RefSeq and is a predicted model, not a curated record.
AGCACAACAGUUGUAGAAUCUUCCACUUUCACCCCAGACACCACUGCUUCAGGAGAUGACAGUGCCAGCACCACUAGCACAACAGUUGUAGAAUCUUUCACUUUCACCGAAGGCACCACCACUUCAGCAGAUGAAAGCACAACAGUUGUAGAAUCUUCCACUUUCACCGAAGGCACCACCGCUUCAGUAGAUGACUUUGCCAGCACCACUGCAGAGUAUUCAACAGAGAGUGGAACAACAACUGAAGAAACCACAACAGUUGUAGAAUCUUCCACUUUCACCGCAGACACCACUGCUUCAGGAGAUGACAGUGCCAGCACCACUGCAGAGUAUUCAACUGAGAGUGGAGCAACAACUGAAGAAAGCACAACAGUUGUAGAAUCUUCCACUUUCACCGAAGGCACCACCACUUCAGCAGAUGACAGUGCCAGCACCACUGCAGAGUAUUCAACAGAGAGUGGAGCAACAACUGAAGAAAGCACAACAGUUGUAGAAUCUUCCACUUUCACCCAAGGCACCGACGCUUCAUCAGAUGACAUUGCCAGCACCACUGCAGAGUAUCCAACCGAGAAUGGAACAACAACUGAAGAAAGCACAACAGUUAUAGAAUCUUCCACUUUCACCCAAGGCACCGACGCUUCAUCAGAUGACAUUGCCAGUACCACUGCCGAGUAUUCCACAGAGAAUGGAGCAACAACUGAAGAAAGCACAACAGGUGUAGAAUCUUCCACUUUCACCGAAGGCACCACCGCUUCAUCAGAUGACAUUGCCAGCACCACUGCAGAGUAUCCAACCGAGAAUGGAACAACAACUGAAGAAAGCACCACCGCUUCAUCAGAUGACAUUGCCAGCACCACUGCAGAGUAUCCAACCGAGAAUGGAACAACAACUGAAGAAAGCACAACAGUUGUAGAAUCUUCCACUUUCACCGAAGGCACCACCACUUCAGCAGAUGACAGUGCCAGCACCACUGCAGAGUAUUCAACAGAGAGUGGAGCAACAACUGAA